Ramularia collo-cygni is the source of this 801-nucleotide messenger RNA. RefSeq lists its product as uncharacterized. The record is from RefSeq and is a predicted model, not a curated record. Bases 1 to 801 code for a protein of 266 amino acids. Lineage: Eukaryota; Fungi; Ascomycota; Dothideomycetes; Mycosphaerellales; Mycosphaerellaceae. The transcript is spliced from 3 exons.
AUGAGGACCACAGCUAUAACUAUGGUGCUCGCAGGUGCGUUGGGCGCAAUCAACGCAGCWCCUAUCGAGGCCCUGAUUGCAAGAGAUCUCAUUGGAGCCCUACCUGCAUCUGCCGACUCGGAUGAACAACGUUUCCAGCCUCUAACGGACUUCGAUACGGAUGGUUGCUACUACACUUCUGCCAUCGACUCGAGUGGUAGGACCAACCCAGGCUUGCCUGUGCAGUCGGGAACCCCAGUCGCAGGCGAGUGCAGGGAGGCCAGCCGUUUGCAAAAUAACAAUGUCUACAGUCGCAAGCGAUGCAAUAAUGGCUGGUGUGCCAUCAUGUACGAGUACUACUUCGAAAGGGAUGUGACUGGCUUUGAGUUUGCGGGAUCCGUAACCAGUGGUCAUAGACAUGACUGGGAAAACAUCGUCAUCUUCACGCAGAAUAAUGUCGUCAAGCGAAUUGCUCCUUCAUGUCAUGGUAAAUAUGAGCAAGCCAUGAACACCCCCGGACCACUUGUGGGUGGAGACCGAGCCAAACUUGUGUUCAACAAGGACGGCCCUGCGACUCACUGCUGGAGAUUCGCCAAUGGAGACGACGAUGCGAGACAGGAGAAUUAUACUGGAAGGUGGUUUCUGGGCAAUCUUGUGGGGUAUAAUAACUGGCCUAGUCUGGAUCUGAGGCAGAAAUUAUUCGAUGCUUUCCAUGGAGGUAUCGCUCCGAAGCUGUGGGACUUCAAUGAUGCUUUUACAAAUAACUUGAGGAGCGCUUCGAAUGGGCAGACUGGAGGCUUUGAUCCUUCGAGAGAUGGGUGA